UCGCGUGAUCAUGCGACAUGAGUUGUCAGUUGAUUUCUAUCACAAACCACCUAUUAGCGACAGGUGAUCCGAACAGCCCUGUUGUCUGUUGAAAAGUAGCUACGUAUGUGAACAGAAGUGUUUAUACUGCUUAAACGGAUUAUAUAUGCUUGUCUACACAGAUUUUUAUUUUUCUGUGUGUGUUCAAUAAAUCUAUGUGAGGAACAAGGCAGACACACCGGGAUUAUGGCUUAUUCCAUCGUUAUACUUAUAUUGACAUUGCAAUGUAUGUCUGCAGUGACUGGCCUCUCGUUGGGGAACAUGUACCCAUAUCCACACGAUGGAAUUACAGGACCUGAUGAUCAACUCAUGUCUCGCACACUUGAUGGAAGUUCUCCUGUUAUCAGCUUCACCUUUCCUUUCUACGACAACGUAUAUAACACAAUUUACGUCAAUAACAACGGACAUCUUUCUUUCACUGGUUCCUACUCUGUGUAUAUUCCACUAGAGUUUCCGAUAUCUAUUCCAUUGGUAUCACUGUUUUGGAUGGAUGCUGACACUCGUACAACUGGACAGGUUUGGUACAAGCUUACGAACGAUUCUGCUCUACUUAAUCGCGCGAAAACCGACAUCGUAACAUUAUAUGACAACCAAAUAACAUUCCAACCAACCAAACUGUUUACAGCAACUUGGCUAGACGUCCCAUACUGGCAGGCAGUUGGAAGUGAUGCCACGAAGAGAAAUACGUUCCAGGUGGUUCUAGUAACUGAUGGAGUGAUAUCUUUUGCUAUGUUUCACUACCAGAAAAUAGAAUGGGCCGGGUAUGCCGAUAACGCCACCAAAGCUAUAGUUGGGUUUAAUGCUGGGGACGGUGUCAAUAGCUACACUGUGAACAGCUCUGACUACACUGACGUCAUCAAUCUUGAACAAAAAUCAAACACUGGCGUACCUGGCAAAUUUAUCUUCCGCGUCGACGGGUACACAAUACAACCGGCUGGCUCGACCGGUAAAUAUACUAAAUAUACAGGGUGAAUCAUUUAGAUAAACCUUAAUAUAUUAUGCAAUGGUUAUUUCUGCAUCGUCAUCGUAGCUUUUAAAAGAUAAGGACGUAUUCAGUGAUAAUUUUAAUUAUGUUUAGAACAAUAUGAAUUAUAUACUAUGUAUUUGUACUAUUAAACAAAUAUACAACAUGCGUUUAUUCGGUAUUUAAUAAACAAUUAUUGACUUCAUGUUAGUGUGACAAAAGCAUUGUGAACCACUGACGGGACGAUGAUAUAACCUGAUUCGGGUAGACAACACUUGAUGUCAGUCCCAACUUGAAGUCCAUAAUUGUAUGCCAUACAUUUUAUUAUUAUCAAUACAAACAAAUUGAAUAUUGAAAAUGAAAAUAGUGUCACCUGUACAUGUUUUUGAUGUAUAUCGUUCCAUGUAUGCCAAAGUCUAACCAUCAAUACUUAUUAACUUCAAUUCCUAACUACAAUUUUAUAUAAGGGCAUAAAUUGGUAAAGAAUAUUCACAUCAUAUCAUUGUAUACAUGUAUAACCAUACAGUGAUGAUUAGGUAUUGUAUCACAUCAAACGAACAGCUAAAAGGUAAGUGGUUAAUUAAUUAUAAUCAAUGUUUACAUGCCCGAUCCAGAUUUGUAGUUUCAUUUUUGUCAGUCUCAUUUACUCGUGUCAAGCCUUGAUAAAAUUCGAAAAUGCUUCAAUGUUUAAUUAAUACAUACAUGUUCUAGCAUUUAAAGUCAGACUGUCUUACCAUUAUAUCUUUUUUACAUUAGCUAGCGUUGCAUUUCAUCAACAUUUUUUAUGCAUUACAACAAUGUUAACAUAAAUAUUCCUGAAGAUAUUCAAUAGGAAUGAUUAAAGUGAAAUGUGUUUUAUUUCUCAAUUUAAGUAUAAAAUUACAGCUAAUUUUAAAUCACCUGUUGUACUUUUUAAGCGAAUAAUGACUGUAUAUGUGCCGUUGUCGUGUCCGUUUCCAGUGCAUCCGUGUUUUACAUCUUGCUGAUGAUUUAUUAUAAGUAUAUGAUAAUGUAUUCCAAAGUCGAUAAAUUGUUAUCUAUAUGUUGAUGUAGUUUGUUAAUUUUGAUGAUAUUGUGUUCUAAUCAUACAUAUUGUUCAGUCGAUCAACAGUCAUCUUAUACAAUUUUUAUUACAAUAUUGUAAUGUGUUAUGAUUUUACAUGUUUGAAUAUUAUAUGAUAGUUUGUCUAUAAAUUAUCAAAAUUAGAAUGCAUAAUAACUUCUUUAUUUGAUUUUCUGUCUAUCUUCAGUUAUCUUGUACUGUAUUGUAUUGCAAUAAAAUAUAAUGUGUUAUGAUUUUAAAUGUUUAAUUAUUUAUCAUAAUUAAUAAAUAUAUUAUCAAAAUUAGAAUGAAUAAUAACUGCCUUUUUAUUUUCAGUCUAUUAACAGUUAUCUUGUACCCACUGUAUUACAAUAAAAUGUUAUGGAUUAUGAUUUUACAUGUUUAAAUAUUUUACCAUAAUUGGUAAAUAUAUUAUCAAAAUUAAAAUGCAUUUUAACUGCUUUAUUUGAUUGCAGGUUUCCUAAGUGGUACAAAUGAUAAAAUAGCGAAACACAAUGUCUGAAAUAUAAUGGAAAACCAAUAUUUCGUGUCAGUAAAGUAAGCUAUGAUUUCA
Molecule: messenger RNA, 2619 nt
Organism: Mizuhopecten yessoensis (Yesso scallop)
Lineage: Eukaryota; Metazoa; Mollusca; Bivalvia; Pectinida; Pectinidae
Product: sushi, nidogen and EGF-like domain-containing protein 1
Exons: 4
Coding region: 226-1011 (261 amino acids)
Biological process (GO): cell-matrix adhesion
Source: RefSeq, a predicted model, not a curated record